CACAUCUUUAUAAAUGGCACCCAGUUAAGUUGGGGACACCAACUUCUUUUGCCCUGCACCAGUAGCCUGUCGUUCUGUCAUUCUUGCUUUCCAAAAUGGCAUUCAAUGGCACGUGGCAGGUCUACAGCCAAGAGAAAUAUGAAGAGUUCCUGAAAGCUAUUGGUAAGCAGCUCCUUGCUUCUUCCGGAAGAGACAAGUUCGCUAGAGUAUAAUCAGGGGUCUCACGGGAGACCUGCUCUCUCUGCUUUGAGGACUAAUAGAAUUUGUAAAGUCCUCUGGACAGAGAGGCAAAGGACAGGGCUAGGAACCAUGCAAACCUCUUUUGCUAGAUCAAGGUGAGCAGCAUCUUCUGCUACAGAAUCAAUCUUUCGCUGCAAUUAGAAAGCCCUUCUUUGCUACAAUUCUCUGAUUGUUUCCCUCCAGUUUUAGAGGUCAAGGAUAGCUCAGUUGGCAAUUAAGACACUCAAUCUCAGGGUCACGGGUUCAAGCCCCAUGCUAGGCAAAAGAUUCCUGCAUUGCUGAGGGUGGGACUAGAUGACCCUGGUGGUCCCUUCCAAUUCUACAUCAUUCCUCGCCCAGUCAUACAUUCACCAUCACCCCAAUUUAGACAUCUUCCCGAAACCUUUCCAACUUCAGAAUUGCUCUUUUACUGAGAAUAUAAUGCUCCUUGUUUCCAGGCAAGAGGAAGCAAUCCUUCAGGCAGAAAGCAUGCAUAGGGUUCCCCACCAUAGAAUGGGGUGAUGGUCACUGCUUUAGAAGGUGUUAAAUCUAAAAGGAAGGGCCAUAGCAAAAUAGCAGAGCAUCUGAUAUGGAUGCAGAAGAUCCUGGUUCAAUCUCCAGGGUCUCCGGGGAGGGCUGGAAGACAGUCCCCUGCCUGAAACCUUGGAGAGCUGCUGCCAGUUGGUAUGGAGUUAGAUGAAUCAGUGGGUCUGACUCGGUACAAGGCAGCUUCCUGUGUUUCUAAAAACGAGUGAGACACAUACAUGGAGGAAGAGAGGCUUAGCAGUGACUAUUAGCCAUGCACAGUUGGCACCUGCAACCAAAUGUUGCCCUUUCUAGGGCUGCUGUUCAGGAUUCCAACCCCACCUCCCCUCUGGCUUCUCCCCCUUCCUACAGUCAUUCUGUGGUCAAUGAGCAUGCUCAGUUUGGGGGUCCUUUAAUUUGGAGUUCCCCACAAUACCUCCCAGUCAUGUUAAGGUGGUGUUGUUUGGGCUACAUAAAGGAUUGGCACUCAUAACCAGAAGCCUGGGAAAUAGAAGGAAUGAUAGCAAAAUGGAACUUCCAUUGCCUGUGAACAAUGGUUGCAGGAGAGCAAUAGUGGGGGGAGACUGUGCUCCUACUUGAAGGCGUCUCCAGAGGUAUAUUGGGGGAAGGGGAAAGCAGGAUGCUCUAAUAAGAAGUUCUUUUAUCUGAUCCAGUCAGGAUCUUUCAUGUUCUCCAUUUAUGAACGCCACAUCUGUCUGUCUCUGUCUCUUUCCACCUCCCCAGCUUUGUCAGACGAUAUCAUCAAAGCAGCUAAAGACAUUAAGCCCAUCACUGAAAUCCAGCAAACCGGGAACAGCUUUGUCGUCACAUCCAAAACCCCCAACAAAUCCGUCACAAAUUCAUUUACUCUGGGAAAAGAAACAGAAAUGACCACCAUGGAUGGCAAGAAAGUGAAGGUAACUAAGGGCUUUGAGAGUUAACAGCAUUAGCAGGUGGCUCUUGAGCCUGCCUAUCGAUUACUCAGGCACAUCUGCAACACAAACUAGAGCAGAGCUGACUCCAGUGUGAGAGUUGCUGGGAAACUGUAGCUGGUGGAGAUUCCCAGAUGGCUUGCCAGAACGACAGUUCCCAAGGUUCUUUGCUGGAAAGGCAUUAUAACCACACUCCUUUAAAACCGUCUUGUUUGUAAUGUAUAGAAAAGGGCCAGUCCAAGAUAUUUUGGUGCAUAAUGUAGAAAACCGAUGCUCCUCACACGUGCAUGAAUUUAACAGGGUGCACAAUCUCCUGCGACACUAAGCUGCAGUUGCUGCUCAUUUCACUGGGGCUUGAGCAAGAGAAAAUCCCACAGGACUGUGCCUCCUGACUCAAAUCUGCCCUACCUGUUUUUACUCUGCCAUCCUCAGAGGCAUACGAUGCAGCUGCCUCACCUGGCUGCUGUUGUCAUCCACACUUCUUCGGUUUGCCCUGCCACUUUCCCCUGGGGAAACCUGUGGUUUAGCACUGAAUUUGAACAAUUGGCCAUCAGGUUUCCCUCAGAUUGCUGCUUGUUCCAAUAUAGCACUAAAAUACAGGUUUCCUAGGGGGAAAGUGGUGGGACAAAGACAAAACCUGUUGGAUCUGCACCUAGAAAGUACGGGACAAGCAGGAAAGCACUCAGACGUCUCCUUUCUCAGCACAAGAAAAGCGAAAGUGUGCAUGAGUCCUGAAUUCUAUGUAGACUCCCAGAAAAAAAGGCAGACAAGGGAGAAAUUUGAUCCAGUUUUCAUUUCAAGGUGAACCUAUCUCAUUUCAAAACAAUACGCAAGGCAAAAGACAGAAUGUCCUUCAAAAUCCACACUUCCCAAAUUUUGCAUUGCAGGUUUUUCAGUCAAGUAAUGGGUACGAGAAGGCAGCUACUAGGGUGAAGUGUGCAUUAAAGUGCAUAUCCUGGAGAAAAUAACAAAGGGGAAAAAUGCAUUAUAUUGGGGGAAAUGGCUUCUCAAAACUGAGUAUAUUAGUAAAAAAAAUGCAUUAAAAUGUUUAUAUCUGAGAAUAAAUUUGUAUGAAAAUGCUAGUGAAUUUUCACAAGGACGUUUAAAAAAAAUCAAACUGAUGUGAAAAUGUAGAGAACUGAAGAAUGGAAAAAUGAAAAACAGGUUCACUCAUCCCUACUCACACCUGCAUGUGAGAGCCCACAUGGGUGGGUUCUUAAAGGUAGACACAGAGGCCACAGUCACACUAUACAUUUAAAGUGCUAUGGCACCACUUUAAACAGGCAUGGCUUCCCGCAAAGGAUUCUGGGGGCUGUAGGUGGUUAAGAGGCUGAGAGGCAUUAAGAGGCUCCUGCUCCCCUCAGAGAGCUACAGUUCGCUGAGUAGUUUAACAGCCAAGCCCUCUUCAUAGGGAACUCUGAGAACUCAAGCUCUGGGAAGACAACAGGGGUCUGGUAACAAUGCUCAGCACCCUUAACAAACUAAAGUUCCCAGAAUUCUUUGGGGGAAACCAUGACUGUUUAACAUGGUAGCAAAGUGCUAUAAAAGAAUGGGACAAAGUGGUCAGAGACUCUGGGCCUGGCUGGCAACCCUCAAUCUUUGUGGCACAGUAUUCCCAGGAGGCACCUGUUUCUUUCCCAUUGCAGUGUAUGGAGAAGCUUCUAUUCUAUUCACUCCAUAAUGUACACAUUUGUUUAGAAUGUAUAUACAGGCAGCAACUGAUUUGAGUGUACGUUACGUUCCAGACCCCUGCACACAUCAGUGGUGCCUGUGUAAGGCGCCCUGUCCUGUUCUGCCCCUUUUUUGUGAUGUUUUUCGUGACAUUUUCUGGGUGUUUCUGAGUUCACUGCAAUGUGGACAUGUGAAGUCAUGCACAUAAUAGAGGUGCCUAAAACACUAACUGCCUGUAUUCAUUUCCUUCAUUCUGGUGCAACUCUGCCUUCUGCUAGCCAUUUGGCUGUGGCCACCUAUGCAUCUGAUCUGUUGCUGCCCAAACCUUGUGCAGUAAUGGUUUUUCUUCUUUUUUAAAACAGUGCACAGUAACCCUGGAAAAUGGGAAACUAAUAGCCAAAGCAGAUAAAUUCGUCCAUGAGCAGCAAGUAGUUGGCAAUGAAAUGGUGGAGGUGAGUAAAUGCUGAUACAGUGGUACCUCAGAUUACAGAUGCUUCAGGUUACAGACCCAGAAAUAUUACCUCGGGUUAAGAACUUUGCUUCAGGAUGAGAACAGAAAUCGUGCUCUGGCGGCACGGCGGCAGCAGGAGGCCCCAUUAGCUAAAGUGGUACCUCAGGUUAAGAACAGCUUCAGGUUAAGAACGGACCUCCGGAACGAAUUAAGUACUUAACCCGAGGUACCACUGUAUUUUAAGAUGAACAGUUGCAGAAGGGUCACUUUCUCCAAAAGAGGGGCUGGGAGAAUGUCUGUGCCUCUGCCUUUGGAAGCUCCUGUUCUCCCAAUCCCAGAUAUGUGGGAAGUAUUGGUCAAGAAUGCAAGCAUUUUGCUCACUUUUAUUUUGGCAUUUUGCAUCGUGCCACAUGGUUCUGCAAAAUACUGCAGGCCAUCUAGAGAAAGGCACUCUGCACAUGCUCAAAGGGCACAUGCUCCUUUAACUAUUGCAAAUGUGAAAGCAAGAAUCGAAGCAGGUGUAGUUGCUAAUGCAUACAAGAGCAUUUUGAACAUGGCCACCCUAUCCCCAAUCCAAGACUACAGCAAACUAGAUCUCAUCAGGAAUAUGCUCCAACAAUAGCCAUGGCUCGAACAAAGGUGAAAACUCACUCCAAACAAAAUAGUUUCAUUGGAAUGUUUUUGAAUCUAAAUUAUAUGUGUCAAUUAAUUUACUAAGGGGUCUACUUUUAAUUGGUCCUCUGGCUUCAACGAUUGCCCCAAUUACCUGGUUAUUUGCAGUGUUUUGGGACACGUUCUGAUUUACUUUGCGUUGCUUAGGUAAGUCUUACACCUGCUAGUUACGAGGCAAUUUAGAGAAACCUUUUCCAAUUUAUCUUCCACAGACCAUCACAUCUGGCUCAGCAACAUUCACCAGACGAAGCCGGAAGGUUUAAAGAUUCAAAAGACAACCCAGUUUUGUAGCAAACUUUUUAUAUUUGGGGAAUAAAGUGCCCUGUCCAUCACUGAUAA
Podarcis lilfordi (Lilford's wall lizard) is the source of this 4809-nucleotide messenger RNA. NCBI's taxonomy places the organism in Eukaryota, Metazoa, Chordata, Lepidosauria, Squamata, Lacertidae. The record is from the annotation of a GenBank genome assembly.